This is a messenger RNA of Belonocnema kinseyi, 3228 nucleotides long. Its product is annotated as collagen alpha-1(I) chain-like. The transcript has 5 exons. The record is from RefSeq and is a predicted model, not a curated record. Gene Ontology annotation, cellular component: extracellular region. NCBI's taxonomy places the organism in Eukaryota, Metazoa, Arthropoda, Insecta, Hymenoptera, Cynipidae. Gene Ontology annotation, molecular function: chitin binding. Bases 79 to 3105 code for a protein of 1008 amino acids.
CUGACUUACUUAGAUCCCAGUUGCCCUGACUCGGGGAUCGGUUAGAAUUACAAUUUAAAGAAGACAGCACCAACAAACAUGCGGGUGUGUUUGGUGUGGGUGGCCUCGCUGGCUAUCAUCCAUACAACCCUGGCUCAAGAAGGAUAUGAUUAUCCACGACCUAGUAAUCCAUUAAUACCUGGAGUACCUAGUGGAUCUCCAGGAUCGACAACAGGAAGACCUGGAGCAGGUGCACCCCAAGGGCCAAGUGGAGGAUAUCCUGCAGGUGGUCCCGGACCAAGUGGUGGAUAUCCAUCAGGUGGAUCAUCGCCGAGUGGCGGAUAUCCAUCUGGUGGAUCAUCACCGAGUGGUGGAUAUCCAUCUGGUGGAUCAUCUCCGAGUGGUGGAUAUCCAUCUGGUGGGACUGGUCCAAGUGGUGGAUAUCCAUCUGGUGGAUCAUCACCGACUGGCGGAUAUCCAUCUGGUGGGACUGGUCCAAGUGGUGGAUAUCCUUCUGAAGGCCAAAGACCUACUGGAUUUCCGCCUGGAGGACAAGGGCCGUCUAGUGGGUAUCCAUCUGGAGGACAAGGACCGAGUGGUGGAUAUCCUUCUGGACCAAGUGGCGGAACUGGACCAAGCGGACCAUCUACUGGACAAAGACCAGGAGGUGGUUAUCCUUCCGGUGGAGAACGACCAAGUGGUGGAUAUCCUUCAGGUGGACAACGACCAUCUGGUGGUCAACGACCAUCACAACCGGGUACUGGUGGGCAAGGUCCAUCCGAAGGUUAUCCUAAAGAGCGUCCCAAAAUUCCAUUCCCAAGUGGUGAAUCCAGUGGUGCAGGUGGAUACCCGUCUACUCCCGGAUCAAGUGGAUUCCCAGGAAGACCCAGUCAGCCAACUGGCCGGCCUGGUCAGCCGGGUCGACCUGGACAGCCUGGCCAACCAGGUCAACCCGGAGGAUAUCCACAUGGCGGAACUGGAGCGCAACCUCAAGGUCCCGGAUAUCCUAGUGGAAGACCUUCGACUCCAAGCGGCGGACCUGCUCCAGGUUCCGGUGGCGGAUAUCCAUCAGGAGGACCAGGUGGAUUCCCAACUCCAGUAGGUGGAGCUUCUGGCAGACCUAGUGGACAACCGAGUGGACAAUUUCCUUCAGGUGGACAGGGACCAAGUACUGGAUUCCCAACAACUUCAGGAAGACCUAGCCAGCCAGGACAACUCGGCCGACCAAAUGAUCAAUAUCCAGGAUCACAACCCGGUAGUUACCCAAGCGGCGGUACUGCUCCAGGCUCUGGUGGCGGAUAUCCAUCAGGAGGCCCUGGCGUAUUCCCAACUCCAGGCGGCGGAGCUUCUGGCAGGCCUAGCGGACAACCUAGUGGAUUGUAUCCACCAGCAGGACAGGGCCCAAAUACUGGAUUUCCACCAACUUCGGGAAGGCCAGACCAACCUGGUCGACCAAAUAAUCAGUAUCCAGGAGCACAACCAGGUGGAUACCCAAGUGUUGGCCCUGGCGGAUUUCCAUCAACUCCGGGUGGUAGACCCUCAGGACAACCUAGUGAACAAUAUCCAUCAGGAGGACAAGGACCAAGUACUGGAUAUCCAUCAACUCCAGGUAGACCAGGUCAACCUGGUCAACCUGGUGGCUACCCUAGUGGUGGACCUGGCGGAUUCCCAACAACUCCCGGUGGUGGAACUUCAGGACAGCCUGGCGGGCAAUAUCCAUCAGCAGGACAGGGACCCAGCACAGGAGGUUAUCCAUCUGGAGGUGCACCAGGGAGACCUGGCCAACCCGGUCAAGCACCUAGCCCUGGUGGAUUCCCUGGAUCUGGAGGACCUGUUAGUCAGUCUGGUGGUCAGUAUCCAUCAGGAGGGCCAGGUGGAGAUUUCCCUGGUGGAUCUGUAGGCGGUCAAGGGGACGAUGCACAGGUAGACGAAGGAGAUUAUUCUGCAAUUCCUGGAGAACCUGAUCGGGAUUACCCAAUCUAUGCUGAUGUACCGCAAACGAGCUUCACCUGCGACUCACAACAAUUGCCAGGUUACUAUGCCGAUGUAGAAGCUCGAUGCCAAGUCUUCCAUGUUUGCCACAACAAUCAAACAUUCGACUUCCUUUGUCCAAAUGGAACCAUCUUCCAUCAAGAAUAUUUCGUAUGUGUAUGGUGGAACCAGUUCGAUUGCAGCUUGGCACCUGGACUUUAUUCUUUGAAUGAAAAUCUAUAUGACUAUACGAUAAUGGGCAGUCCGGGACCCCAAGGGCCACAGGGACCAAGCUUCCCAGGCGCAGCGCCCCAGGGACCCAGUGGACCCAGCUUUCCAGGACAAGGACCUCAAGGACCUACUGGACCAAGCUACCCAGGACAAGUUCCUCAGGUACCUCAAGGGCCUAGUGGACCGAGCUACCCAGGACAAGGUCCUCAAGGGCCACAAGGGCCUAGGCAACCAAGUUAUCCAGGUCAAAGUCCUCAAGGACCUCAAGAACCAAGUGCACCAAGCUUCCCAGGCCAAGGACCGCAGGGACCAAGUAGACCAGGAUACCCCAGUCCAGGAAGACCAAGUGGUCCUAGUUUCCCAGGGCAAGGAGCCCAGGGACCAAGUAGACCAAGCUAUCCAGGACAAGGCCCUCAAGGUCCACAAGGACCAAAUGAACCAGGAUACCCAGCUCCAGGAAGACCAAGUGGACCUAGCUUCCCAGGACAAGGUCCUCAAGGACCAAGCGGACCAAGUGAACCCAGUUACCCUGGUCCAGGAAGACCAAGUGGGCCUAGUUUUCCAGGACAAGGACCUCAAGGACCUAGCGGACCAAGUUACCCAGGACAAGGACCAAGUACUCCAAGCUUUCCAGGCCAAAGACCUCAAGCCCCAAGUGUACCAGGUUUCCCAGGUCAAGCACCCCAGGGACCUCAACGCCCAGGAGGGCCUGCUUAUCUUGCUCCUCUUCCAGGUGGACCAGGAUCUAAUGGAAAAUCACCCCAAGAACCAGGGGGCUAUCCAGGUCAAAGACCGCAGGGACCAAGUAGUCCGGGUCAACGACCUCAAGGACCCAGGCCCGGAGGCUCCCCAUCAGAUACUCCUUUUCCACCUCAGGGACCUGCAAAACCUGAUCGUGAAUACUUGCCACCACUCGCUGGUUGAUUCUUGGACUUCUAAAAAGAAAAGUAAAAUGAAGCACAACUGGAUGUCAUCUAUACUCAAUAAUUUCAUUUUUUAUGGCGGAAUCUAUCUCGUGAUAUUUUUACCUAUCGCUGAUAGUCUGCU